Messenger RNA from Priceomyces carsonii, 1494 nucleotides. RefSeq names its product ammonium permease (gene MEP2). Lineage: Eukaryota; Fungi; Ascomycota; Pichiomycetes; Serinales; Debaryomycetaceae. Gene Ontology annotation, cellular component: plasma membrane. The coding region runs from base 1 to 1494 and encodes 497 amino acids. The record is from RefSeq and is a predicted model, not a curated record. Gene Ontology annotation, biological process: ammonium transmembrane transport. Gene Ontology annotation, molecular function: ammonium channel activity. The transcript has a single exon.
AUGGCUGACGGGUUGACAGACACAGGAACUGGAGGAAAUUCCUUGAAGGUAGAUUUGAACCAACAGUUUGAUAAAGCCGACAUGGCCUGGAUUGGAACGGCAGCAGUUUUAGUGUGGAUUAUGAUUCCAGGUAUUGGUUUACUUUAUUCUGGUUUAUCAAGAAAGAAACAUGCAUUAAGUUUGUUGUGGGCUUCUAUUAUGACAGCCUGUUUGACAACAUUCCAAUGGUUUUUCUGGGGUUACUCCUUGGUUUUCGCUCAUAAUGGGUCUGUUUUCUUGGGUACCUUAGAAAACUUUUCACUUAUGAAAGUGUUGGGUGCACCAUCAGUAGUAGAUACGGUUCCUGAUAUAUUAUUUUGCUUUUAUCAAGGUAUGUUCGCUGCUGUAACCGGUAUUUUGAUGGUCGGAGCUGGAUGCGAGAGAGCCAGGUUGGCACCAAUGAUGGUUUUCUUGUUCUGCUGGCUCACUGUGGUCUACUGUCCCAUUGCUUACUGGACUUGGGGUGGAAAUGGCUGGUUAGCUAACCUCGGAGCUUUAGAUUUCGCUGGUGGUGGGCCAGUCCAUCAAAACUCUGGUGUCGCUGCUUUGUCUUACUCAUUGAUUUUAGGUAAAAGACAUGACCCUUUGACAACUGGUAAGGUUCCAAAGUAUAAGCCACACUCAGUAUCGAAUAUUGUAUUGGGUACUGUAUUCUUGUGGUUUGGAUGGUUUGGUUUCAAUGGUGGUUCCACCGGUAACUCUACUGUUAGGUCGUGGUACGCUUGUGUGAACACUAAUAUCGCAGCUGCAACUGGUGGAUUAACUUGGAUGUUCCUUGAUUGGUUUAGAACUGGCGGAAAAUGGUCUACCGUUGGAAUGUGUACCGGUGCCAUUGCCGGAUUAGUUGGUAUCACUCCAGCAGCUGGUUUCGUUCCAGUCUAUACUUCAAUUAUCUUUGGUGUAGUUCCUGGUAUCGUUUGUAACUUUGCUGUUGACUUGAAAAAUGUAUUAAGAAUCGAUGAUGGUAUGGAUGUUUUUGCAUUACAUGGAGUCGGUGGAAUUUGUGGUGCUAUAUUAACUGCAUUUUUUGCUGCUGAUUAUGUUGCAGCCACGGAUGGUGCUACUGUAAUUCCAGGUGGUUGGAUGAAUCACCAUUAUAUUCAAUUAGGGUACCAACUUGCUGCCGUUUGUGCGGUGUGCAGUUGGAGUUUUGUCGUAACUUCAAUUUUAUUAUUGGCUAUGGAUAGAAUUCCUUGGUUGAGAUUAAGAUUGCAUGAAGACGAAGAGCUUUUAGGUACUGAUUUAGCUCAAAUUGGUGAAUUCGCUUAUUACGAAGAUUCAAACAACCCUGAUGAAGCACCAUAUGUGCUUGAACCAGUUAGAUCUACUGAUGCAAGAUUGGCCAAAUUAAAAGCCUCUACGUCAAAGAACGAAGCCAAUAUCGAUCCAGAUGCUGAAGGAUCAACCGCCGAUAAUGGAACUGUUAGCGUCAAGUCUGAGCCUAAAAAUAAUUAA